Messenger RNA from Malania oleifera, 1365 nucleotides. Its product is annotated as myb-related protein 330-like. Bases 402 to 1337 code for a protein of 311 amino acids. Lineage: Eukaryota; Viridiplantae; Streptophyta; Magnoliopsida; Santalales; Ximeniaceae. The transcript is spliced from 3 exons. The record is from RefSeq and is a predicted model, not a curated record.
GAGAGAGAGAGAGACAGCAAAGCAAGGGACGUGAAAGCUGAGCGGUACCUACCAAAUCCGUCCCAGCUAGCUCUAUCUAUUAUCUGUAACCACUCCUCCCUCUCUCCCUCUUCACCAACUUGGUCAAAACCCCCUCUCCCCCCCCCCCCCCCCCCCUCUCUUAGGAUCCAGACUCUCUCUCUCUCUCUCUCUCUCUCUCUCCGCCCAUCUUCAAACAUUCUACAUAUAUAUGAAAGCCCCUUCUUCCCUCUCUCUCUCUCUGCUCUCUUCUCUUUUCAAGUGCCUGGCUACAGCACUCAUCUCUGUGGUCGGCCUGAAUAAUCCGACGGCGGGAUAUAUAUAGAUUGAUUGAUAGAUCAUUGGAGAGGUUAGGUGAAUAUAUAUAUACAUAUAUAUAAAAUAUGGCCCGGUCUCCUUGCUGCGAGAAAGCCCACACUAACAAAGGGGCGUGGACAAAGGAGGAAGACCAGCGCCUCAUCAACUACAUCCGUCUUCACGGCGAGGGCUGCUGGCGUUCGCUCCCCAAAGCCGCCGGGCUUCUUCGAUGCGGCAAGAGUUGCAGACUCCGGUGGAUUAACUACCUCCGCCCAGACCUUAAGCGCGGAAACUUCACCGACGAAGAAGACGAACUCAUCAUCAAGCUUCACAGCUUGCUCGGAAAUAAAUGGUCUCUGAUUGCCGGACGAUUGCCGGGAAGAACGGACAACGAGAUAAAGAAUUAUUGGAACACUCACAUCAAGCGGAAGCUCCUCAGCCGCGGACUCGACCCUCAAACGCACCGUCCCCUCAACGGCGCCACUGUAGCCGCAGCAACCACUGCCACCGCUAGGAACGCCUCUUCGGCGUCAGUGCCAGUAGCUGAAAUUCCUCUGCCGAACCCAUUCGCCGAAAAGGAAAAGAGUAGUCCGUUUUACAGCAACAAUAUCAACAGCUUCAAGCUGGGUUCUCAUGAUUCUUCCAUGGAAGAAGAAGGUAAUUGCAGAAGUGGCGUAACAGAAGAAGGGCAGCAACAGAAGCAAGAGCAAGAGUGCCAGGAACUCAACCUGGAGCUCUCGAUAGGGUUGGUUCCGUUCCGGUGUAAUCCCCAAACAACGUCGUCUUCGAGCAGUAGUACAUCAGAGCAGCCCAAGCACAAUGAGAAAUUACAGCAGGUUCCGUACGAGUUCAUUGCGGUGAUGGCGCCAUUAGCGCCGGCGGCUGGGGCGGGGGAGAACAUGAUGGGUGGCGCACUACAGGGUGUGUGCGUGUGCUGCAAUCUAGGGUUUCAGGGCAGUCAACCCUGCUGUAAUUGCAAAACCCCAAAUGGGUUCUUCAACAGAUAUUACACAACAUUAUGAAUGGAACCACAUGUUAAUUUUUCAUUAA